AUGACAACACCGAACAGCAUAACUAAAAUCUUGACCACACCUGCCAAAUUUGCAUCAAUAUUCAAUUGGAAAAAGGCAAGCGCCAAAGUACUGAGUCUCGAAAUUCAAAAGGGUAAAAUUGGGCUUGCUUUAGCAUCCCAUCCCUCUUUUCACGAAUCUGUUCAUGUAUUGGAGCCUAUUCCACUUUCCAAACGAGCCUUGGCCGAAACAGUCCCACAAAAGCUCGAAGAAAUUGUGAAACAGGAAAACGUCUGUGGGUUUGUAGUCUCUUGGCCUAUUCAGCAAGAUACAGGAAAGCUUGGCUACUCUUGUGGCCUGGUGCUGAACACCUUGGAACAAAUCCUUGAACAAACCAGUGACAGCCCAAUCAUGACUAGCAAGAGCCCAGUGUGCUUGUGGGAUGGAGCCCACGCCAAACUGCCUUCUAUUGACGCUUGGGGAAGAUGCCCCGACUAUGAUCGCACAUCGAAUAACACACUUCAUUUGGCAUCCAUGGAGCAAUAUCAUGUUCCUUCGCAAGGGAAUGCUGCAUCUGAAGUAAUGAAGGACUUCUUCCAAACACAUUGGCCACAACUGCACGACACAAUUCAGCAGAACCAACACAUCUACUCAUCAGAGAGUACUAGUAGUACGCACACAGAUCACCAGGAAUCGCACCGAAGCAAGAGACGUGCCAACCUGAUGUAG
Molecule: messenger RNA, 687 nt
Organism: Cylindrotheca closterium
Lineage: Eukaryota; Bacillariophyta; Bacillariophyceae; Bacillariales; Bacillariaceae
Source: the annotation of a GenBank genome assembly